Molecule: messenger RNA, 3569 nt
Organism: Sebastes umbrosus (honeycomb rockfish)
Lineage: Eukaryota; Metazoa; Chordata; Actinopteri; Perciformes; Sebastidae
Gene: aars2
Product: alanyl-tRNA synthetase 2, mitochondrial (putative)
Exons: 22
Coding region: 7-3051 (1014 amino acids)
Biological process (GO): alanyl-tRNA aminoacylation; tRNA modification
Cellular component (GO): cytoplasm; mitochondrion
Molecular function (GO): amino acid binding; ATP binding; aminoacyl-tRNA deacylase activity
Source: RefSeq, a predicted model, not a curated record
GUGCGCAUGUGCAGCAGUACAACCUGUAGUCCCUGUGAGGGUCACCACCAUGGUUCAGGUUCUGUGAGGGUCCAGAUGUUCCGACUGGUCCUCCGGAGGUUCCGGCCUCUCAGCGGGCCUCCGGGCCUCCUCUCUGCGGGCUCAGCUCGCUCCUCCAGCGGCCCUCCUCCUCCGGAACCAGAACCAGCUGCAGCUGCUGCCCGGGUCCGCAGCUCCUUCCUGGACUUCUUCCGUCAUAAACACGACCACCGGCUGGUUCCGUCCUCUCCGGUCCGACCCAGAGCAGACCCCAGCCUGCUCUUCGUCAACGCCGGCAUGAACCAGUUUAAGCCGGUGUUCCUGGGGACCGCCGACCCUCGCAGUGAGAUGGCGUCGUACCGGCGAGUGGUCAACAGUCAGAAGUGUGUCCGAGCCGGCGGCAAACACAACGACCUGGAGGACGUCGGCCGAGACGUCUACCACCACACCUUCUUUGAGAUGCUGGGGAACUGGUCCUUUGGAGACUACUUCAAGGAAGAGGCGUGCUGCAUGGCGUGGAGCCUCCUCACAGAGCAUUAUGGGAUACCUGCAAACAGACUGUAUGUGUCUUACUUUGCUGGAGAUGCUGCGUCAGGUUUACCAGCCGAUGAAGAAACUCGACAAAUCUGGUUGGAGAUCGGGGUUCCUCCUGCUCGCCUCCUGCCGUUCGGCUUGAAGGAGAACUUCUGGGAGAUGGGGGACUCGGGCCCCUGUGGCCCCUGCACCGAGAUCCACUACGACCACGUGGGAGGACGAGACGCCGCGGCGCUCGUCAACGCCGACAGUCCUGACGUGGUGGAGAUCUGGAACCUGGUCUUCAUGCAGUACAACAGGGAGGUGGACCAUGGUCUACAGCUGUUGCCCCAGUUCAGUGUGGAUACUGGGAUGGGACUGGAGAGACUGGUGAGCGUCCUGCAGGGUAAAAGAUCAAACUACGACACCGACUUGUUCACGCCGCUGCUCCACGCCAUCCACCAGAGGUCGAGGGUGGGCCCGUACGGCGGCAGGAUGGCGGCGGCAGACGAGGGGAGGGUGGACAUGGCGUACCGAGUGGUGGCCGACCACGUCCGCACCUUAUCGGUCUGCAUCGCUGACGGCGUUCAUCCAGGCAUGUCAGGAGCAGAGCUGGUGCUGAGGAGGAUUCUGCGGCGGGCGGUUCGGUUCUGUGUGGAGGUUCUUCAGGCUCCUCAGGGAACGCUGGCCGGCCUGGUUCCUACUGUCACCCACAUACUGGGUGAUGUGUAUCCGGAGCUCCACCGGGAGGCCGACCGGAUCAUGGACGUCAUCAACGAGAACGAGGCUCACUUCCUGUCGUCUCUGAAGCAGGGCAGCAGGCUGAUCCACCGAACACUCAACAGAAAGGACUACAAACAUGGAGUCUUCCCCGCCUCGGUGGCCUGGUCUCUGCACCGGGACCUGGGUUUCCCUCUGGACCUGGUGGACCUGAUGUUGGAGGAGAGAGGAGUCCAGGUGGACCGUCAGCAGCUGGACCGACUGAUCGCCGACAACCAGAAGGUGAUGUCUGAUCUUCAGUCAGGUGUUCAGUCUCAGGUGAUGUUGGACGUCCUCAGCCUGGCAGAGCUGCAGCGUCUCGGUGUCCCUCACACUGACGAUGGACUCAAAUAUGCGUACCGACUGGAGCAGGACAGAUACGUGUUCCCAGCAUGCCGUGCGACAGUCCUGGCUCUGUAUGACGGUCACACUCUGGUGUCAGAGGUCACCGAGGGUCAGCGCUGUGGUGUCCUCCUGGAUCAGACCUGCUUCUACUCUGAGCAGGGGGGACAGUCACAUGACCGGGGCUACUUCACCCGGGACGGACUGCAGGACAUCCUGUACCCCGUGGAGGCCGUGAUCCAGGCUGGGGGGUACGUGGUCCAUCAGGUGACCGCCACCGACAGCCUGAAGACUGGAGACCAGGUCCAGCUACACCUGGACCAGGUCCACAGAUUGUCCUGUAUGGUGAAUCACACAGCGACUCACAUCCUGAACUUUGCUCUGAGGAAAGUUCUGGGUGUUUCUGUUCAGCAGAGAGGAUCUCAUGUUUCAGCUGAUCGCCUCCGCUUCGACUUCAGUGUCAAGAGGUCACUGGACGUCUCUCAGCUGCAGCAGGUAGACAGGUGUGUUAAUGACAUCAUCUCAGCCAAUCAGAUCGUCCACAGCCAGGAGCUUCCUCUGCAGGCAGCCAGGAGCAUCAACGGGCUGAGGACAGUGGACGAGAUGUAUCCGGACCCUGUGAGGGUGGUGUCCGUGGCCGUGGCGGUCUCCGAGCUGAUGGACGAUCAGACGGACGGAGAGUCGUCUGUGGAGCUCUGCUGUGGGACCCACCUGCUGCAGACCGGAACCAUCCAGGACCUGGUGAUAGUUUCUGAGAGACAGAUGGUGAAAGGAAUCAGUCGUAUCGUCGCUGUGACGGGACGGGAGGCAACACGGGCUCGGGAGGACGGUCAGGUGUUGUCUCAGGAUGUGGACUCUCUGUCAGCCAGACUGACAGGCUCCGCCCCCUCCAGCCUCGACUCCGCCCAGCAUCUCGCCAAGGAGGUCGGAGUCCUCUCUGAUGCUGUAGAUAACACCCCCAUCCCUCAGUGGUGGCGCAGAGAGCUGCAGAGCCGACUCAGAGCGCUGCAGAGGACCAGUAACACCGCCGUCAGGAAACUGGAGAUCACAGAGGCUGCGGUGAGAGCUCAGGCUCUGCUGGAGAAGAACGGCUUUAAGGAUCUGCAGGUGGAUUCUGUGGAGACGGACUCUCUGUCGAUCGUGAUGAAGACGGUGAAUCAGCUGAGCGCUGCAGCUCCUCACAGUCACGUGAUGCUGCUCGCUCACCAAAGGCAUUCUGGGAAGGUUCUGUGUGCCUGUCAGGUUCCCAAGGACUCAGCAGCCCUCUCGGCCUCUGAUUGGGCGGUGGCGGUGUGUCGUCACCUCGGGGGGAGCGCCGGCGGCUCCGCGCUGGUUGCCAAGGGAACAGGAAGCAGUGGUGACAUCACUGAAGCGCUGAGGUGGGCGGAGGAGUUCGCUCGCCAGAAAACACAACAAUGAUGUCGUAAAGCGAGAGAUGACAUCAGUCUGACAUCACAGCGCCGCAUGCUGAGGGGGUGAGGUAUUUCUACACUGAGGAACUGUUUCCUGUUUGGACAGGAAGUAUGGUGGCGGGACAAGUGAGGACCAAUACGACGUCUUCGCUUUGCUGCUGUCUGGUAGCAUGCUAAUGGUUAGCUUCCUUCACAUGCUGCUGUUAAACUGAACGUCGGGGGGUGGACAAAAUAUCAGAAACACCUCAAACCGGCGCUUUAAGUUUCUAUUAUAUCAUGAAUGUGGACCUGAUAAACCUGAUAUUAUAACUCCUCUGAUGCUACAUCCUGUAACAUGCUGCUGAGUGGACUGUACUGAAGGUACUAAAGUACUAAAGGUACUAAAGGUGAGUACUGUAAGCCCCGCCCACAGCUGCAUUGGACGACACAGCCAGGUGUGAAGGUUUAUGAUUUAUAACUGAUAUUUUAUAAAUCUGAACCUUACAUUUUUGUUUUAUAAUAAAUUACUGCUCACACUGACUCACA